This is a messenger RNA of Megalops cyprinoides (Indo-Pacific tarpon), 1743 nucleotides long. It is a transcript of the gene cideb, whose product is annotated as cell death inducing DFFA like effector b. Gene Ontology annotation, biological process: regulation of apoptotic process; apoptotic process. Bases 178 to 819 code for a protein of 213 amino acids. The record is from RefSeq and is a predicted model, not a curated record. NCBI's taxonomy places the organism in Eukaryota, Metazoa, Chordata, Actinopteri, Elopiformes, Megalopidae. The transcript is spliced from 5 exons.
UAGGACUCCGACCUGGCUUAUCUGUCUGAAUGGCCAACCUGUCCAAAGUCCGCGCACAGCCGCAACCUCAUCUGAUCAGGGCAAAGUUAGCGAAGAAACAAAUCACAGCCGACGCAAGCGAGAGAAGAAGGAGGAAGGCAACGGGGGUAAAAUCGGGACAGAAACGGACAUCAGAGAAUGGAGACGACGUCCUCGCUGAUAAAGUCGGUGUCGAGGCGGGUGUGGUCAGCCCCCCAGAGGCCCUUCAGAGCGUGCAACUACAACAGAGAGACAAGAAAAGGGGUGACUGCAGGCACCCUGCAGGAGCUGAAAGAGAGGGUGACACAGGCCCUGCUGCUCUCCUCCAUGUCUCUGUGUUUGGUGUGUGAGGAAGACGGCACAGAGGUGGAGUCAGACGACUACCUCCUCACCCUGCCCGACAACACCAUGCUGAUGGCGCUGGAGCCUGGACAGACAUGGAUCCCAUCGCCUAGAUCUCAGAAGGGUGACGUCUUAUUGUCCUCUGGCGGGAAGAAGCCUCGGACCGGGCGUGAUAUCGCCCGAGUGACCUUUGACCUCUACCGCCUGAACCCUGCAGACGUGUUCGGCUCUCUGAAUGUUAAGGCCACCUUCCAGGGCCUGUACUCAGUGAGCGCAGACUUCAAGUGCCUGGGUCCCAAGAAGGUGCUGAGGGAAGCUCUUCGUGUAGCCUCCUCCCUGCUCCAGGCUGUCGGACACAUGCUGAUUACGUCGGCCUCUGUGAUUCGCCGGAUCAUCGAGGGGGCGGAGUUCUGGCAGCCCAAUUACGACUCCACCAGGAUAUCAGAACACUGGGACUGAGCCAAUUGCCCAUUCUGAGAAAAACAUCUCAGACGUUGAUGUCUCAUAAAUGCAUACAUAAUUUCCUAUAAUUUAUGGUAGACAGUAGUAUAUAUAAGUAUUUAAGAUUUAUGUGGGCUAAAUGAAAUAAGGAUUGCUUGUGUGGAUUAAUUUACCAGACAUAAUGAGCCGUUUCACUGGGACAGUGACACCAUGCACCCGUAACCCCUAACCUCUAUAUGCACUUCUUCAUAUGCAAAUUUAUAACUGGGAUUAUGAAACCAGGAGUGAGUUUUGCUCAUUCAGUCUAUUACAUUGAUAAAUAUCUAUUUUUUACACAAGCCAUUUGUGAAGAGAUUUGACCUUCAGUUGUUAAUGUUUGCAUUUUGAGUCUACUGUAAGGUUGUUUUCAACAAAUGUACAAUGUGGACGCUGAAUGAUACUAUGUACUUUUCUCCUAAUGUACCUAUAAAAGGAAUUCAUCACACCUGAGAUCACAGAUAUACUACUGCAAUUAAACAACUGGAAAAGUGAAACGUCCCUGCUGUGAAGUGAAACAGCUGGAAAAGUGAAACGUCCCUGGCGUGAAGUGAAACAGCGGGAAAAGUGAAACAGCGGGAAAAAUGAAACGUCCCUGCUGUGAAGUGAAACAGCUGGAAAAGUGAAACGUCCCUGAAGUGAAGUGAAACAGCUGGAAAAGUGAAACGUCCCUGCUGUGAAGUGAAACAGCUGGAAAAGUGAAACGUCCCUGCUGUGAAGUGAAACAGCGGGAAAAGUGAAACGUCCCUGCUGUGAAGUGAAACAGCUGGAAAAGUGAAACGUCCGUUGCUCUCUCGUUCUUCCCCUCCCUGUAUGCUGUGAUUCUCUGUGUUUCCAUCUUGCUUCCUGGGAGUGAGGUGCUACAGGCUUUAGUUUAAAUACUUCAGAAAUAAACAUACACCUUUC